AUGCCUGCCAGUACGGAACUCGAGGCAGCUAACCAGCGAUACGCGGCAACUUUUGACAAGGGAACCUUGCCCUUGCCGCCCAGUCGCAAGGUCGCCGUCGUCGCAUGCAUGGAUGCGCGACUCGAUCCAGCCAAAGCCCUCGGCCUCUCUGAAGGCGACGCCCACGUAAUCCGGAAUGCGGGAGGUCGUACCAUCGAUGCGCUUCGCUCGGUCGUCAUUUCGCAGCAGCUGCUAGGGACCCGGGAGAUUGUCAUCGUCCAUCAUACUGACUGCGGCAUGCUCACGUUUUCAGACGAGCAACUGCGCGCCAAGGUUCGGAAGGACCUGGGCGAGGAUGUAGACCACAUCUCGUUCCUCCCAUUUGGCGAUGUGAAGCAGAGUGUUUUGGACGAUAUUCAGGUGCUGAAGAAGAGUCCUCUCGUGCUGGACGUGCCCAUCUCGGGAUACAUUUACGACGUUGCCAGCGGCAAGAUUGAACGGGUUGAUAAUUAG
Molecule: messenger RNA, 492 nt
Organism: Metarhizium acridum CQMa 102
Lineage: Eukaryota; Fungi; Ascomycota; Sordariomycetes; Hypocreales; Clavicipitaceae
Molecular function (GO): zinc ion binding; carbonate dehydratase activity
Source: RefSeq, a predicted model, not a curated record